CGGGGAUUGGGGCUGAGUAGGUGGGUGCGGCCGCGGCAGUCGCAGCGGGGCCAUCUUCGGCUGGCCUGUGCAGCGUGGCCGUCGCCCGUCGCCCGGCCCGAUGGCGCCGCGGCCGCUGAGCCCCUUGGUGCUGGCGCUGGGCGGCGCCGCGGCCGUGCUCGGCUCGGUGCUCUUCAUCCUCUGGAAGACCUACUUCGGCCGCGGACGGGAGCGGCGCUGGGACCAGAGCGAGGCCUGGUGGGGCGCGGAGCCUGCCCACCUGCCCGAGUGGGACGAGUGGGACCCCGAGGAUGAGGAGGACGGAGAGCCGACGUUGGAGGAGUUGGAGCAGCGCGAGGUGCUGGUGCUGGGGCUGGAUGGCUCAGGAAAGAGCACUUUCCUGCGCGUCCUAUCCGGGAAGCCACCACUGGAAGGCCACAUCCCCACCUGGGGCUUCAACUCCGUCAGGCUGCCUACCAAGGACUUCGAGGUGGACCUCCUAGAGAUCGGUGGCAGCCAGAACCUGCGCUUCUACUGGAAAGAGUUUGUAAAUGAAGUGGAUGUGCUGGUGUUCAUGGUGGACUCGGCUGACCGUCUGCGGCUGCCCUGGGCUCGGCAGGAGCUGCACAAGCUGCUGGACAAAGACCCUGAUCUGCCUGUUGUCGUGGUGGCCAACAAGCAGGACCUGAGUGAAGCCAUAAGUAUGGUGGAGCUGCAGCAGGAGCUGGGCCUGCAGACUGUCGAUAGCCAGCGGGAAGUUUUCCUCUUGGCAGCCAGUGUUGCCCCUGCAGGACCCGGCUUUGAAAACCCUGGGACUGUGCAUAUCUGGAGACUGCUCUUAGAGCUUCUCUCCUAGGCCCGCACCCCCUGCUCACCACCCAGCCCUGGAGUCCCUGGCUCUGCUGCCUCUUCGCCAGACGGCCUGAGACAGGAGCCACAUGGCAGCGUUUCCCUUCUCUCCUCCUUGCCCUCUCUAAGCAGGGCCUGAGCAAGGCCAAGAACUGUACAGAAACCUUCCUGGUGAGGUGGCCAUAAGGCUGAAGUUGAAAAGUGAAUGAGGCAGAGGGUGGGAGAUGACAGUGUCUGGCUCAGUCCAGGCCGGAAGUGGAUCCAGCUUUCAUUAGUGAAGGCACCCUCCUCUGACCUGUACUGUGAGAUGCUCAGGAGCUCAGCUCUCUCUUCCCUGCAGGACCCAGUGCCUGAGGACCAGUGUAAGUGUCAGGAGUACCCCGUCUAAACUGUUCCCUCUUGGUAACUUCAUGCCUCUUUCUUGAGGGCAGGUUCUGGGCAGUAUGUAAUGAGCCCUGGCUCCCAGGCCCACAGUGUUCUCCAGCCCCAGCUCUGCUCAGCUGGCUCAUGGCCUUGUGUCGUCUCGGCCUCUUUGGCCCCAGGGCCAUCGUUUUUAAAGGGAGGUGAUUUCUGCAGUUUUUCUCAAUUGAAGAUGCAUUUCCCAGCCCUGUUAAGUGCUAGAACAAACUUGGAGGUCCUAGCAAGGAGCCUUCUGAAAACUCCCUGCUUUCCCCCAAAGCCGGGGCCUGGGUGGCCAUCCUCUGUUAACUACGGAAUAAGUGUUAUUCAGCCCCUAAUCAGUAAAACUGGACUUUCCCCCAGUGUGGAGACAGAACUGCUGCUCUUGCACUAACUGCCAUGCCCAUGUUUACAUAAGUCUGGGGAAGGAAGGAACCUGUGUCCCUGGGCAGAAGACUCAGCUGGAGCUGGGCGUUGGCCUCAGAACUGUUUGAAUUAUUUAUUUAUUUAUGAAAGGAACAGGCUGAAAUUUUAGGUUCUGUUUCUAGGUGCUGUUAAUCAAAACCCCAGACAAAUGUCACAGAAAAUUUGGAUCUCUGAGGAAAUAACUGGAAUCAUGAAUGACAAUGUGAUAACCUCCACAUGUUACUGGAAACAGAGCUCUAGCUUACUCCCACCCUUUGCAGCUAUAAUUGAUAUACUUCACAUUGAUCUACACACACAUAAACUCUACCACUUGGCCCAAACCCGUGCUGUGUAGAAGAAAUUUCGGUCAUGUAAAUCCAAGUAAAAAGAAAUGGGAGUUGGCAGACCAGCCCAAAUGGGGGCCUUGGGUACAUCACUCAGCCUUUCUGUAGCUAUUGAUUCCCCAGCUAAAGCUAAGUUGGACAGAACGUCUGCUGUUCUCUUCGGUGUACAUUCCAUGAUUCUUCUGUUUUCUGUGAUCAGCCAGUACUUUAAGGACUGUCUCUGUAUUAACAUUUUUCUUCACUGCAGGCAAAAGGAGCCUUUUGUCUGUCAGGGGCCACUGAAUAAUCAACAUCCAAAAAUGGACUUUUUUUUAAAGGAAAUAUCCAGCUCAGUUUGCUUUGUGAUUGAGAAUAGUGAUUAUGUGCCUUUGUUUCAUUUGGCAUUUCCUCAGUGUGCUUCAGUUCCAUGCUAUGGCCUAUGCGAGAAGAGGCGCAGGAGAGCAGCUGUGGUGGGAAGCUCCCAAAGUAUAGAAGUGAGCGUUAUAAUGGAGGGGUAGCAGCUGUGCUCUCACGCUGUGGGCGUAUCAGAAUAGAAUCACUGUUCUUUGAGAUGCUCAUCAACUUUCUGCAUUAAGAAAUGAUUUGUCUUUUAUUUUGAAUAUUUAAGGAAUGACCUGGGUUUGGGUAGCCUCUGAAAUUGUGCUGGCAACUUCUCAUUUUGCUAUUAGAUUGAGAAACUACUUUGUUCUAUGAACUCCACCAUGUUCUCCAGUGCUUAAAUGUUACCUUUGAAACCAGCAUUGUUGAAGAGGACACCGUGUCCUAAUUAAGAGCCGCCUUUGGUAUAAUGAGUAACAUUAUGUAGUACAGUUUUUAAAAUCCCCAGUGGGGGGGAAGUGAGCUUGAAGAGUUUAACUAUCUUUGAGCAACUUUUAAAGACCCUCUCAGGUCCUAGUGGCAUGUCAGGCACACACCACUGAGGGGCACUGAAGGUCCAGAGUGCCAGCCACCCUCUCUGGUAACUUGUGCAGGAUGUAGAUGUUCUAUGGGCCCCUGAGGGUGCCUCACAUUUGCAGCUCACAGCUGCACUCUGGUGGGGCUGCUGACCUGUCCCUGAAGCAAUGCUAACAGUGCUCAUCUGCUCUGGUUUCUGCCAAAACUAGACUGGGCAAAGGGGAAUAGGCCUCUCAUGAACAGCUAUCUGCCUGGCCUAGUGGUACUCACCCAGUUCCUCCUCAGUGUGACUGGUUCUAGCGCCCAGAUCACCUGUUCUUGGGAACCAAGUUACCUGGAGCUGUUCAUCUGAGGUCCCUGAGCUAGCUUAGGUGACACUGUUCCCUCCACUGCCCUGGCUCUACAGCACCCAGCCUACCCAAGCUUGGGAACAAGCUUAAAUGUCAGGGCAGCUUUCAUAUUCUAAUAUCCUAACAAAAGUGCCAGAGGGAAGGCUCUGGAUGUGAGAGCACAUGGGCACUGACUGGACAGUGUCCACUCCACACAUAAGAGAAGCCUCACCUCUACCUGCCUGUUAAACCUGUGCCUGGAUCAUUCACCCUGGCACUGAGGGCUUCUGUUCUUAAUUACUUAAUAAAACUGUGGCUUCUGGUUUUCUACUCUCUGGCCUGUUGCUAUCUCUUUGAGGCCAGCCUGGCCCAGAGUUUGUACAUGCGGAUGGUCUGGGCAAGAGUGCUCGAGGCUGCUGGGACCACCACCUUGGACUGGCUGACCAUCCAAGAAGCCUCCUCUGCUACCUCUUGGUACCCAGAACUGUGGUUGUAAGCCUACACUGACAGUGGUACCCAAACGUAAGGCUGUGUGAAACCUGUCCAUUAUGGCGUCCCUAUCGUCCACAGAGAGGGGCUCCUCUUACCUAUCUGCUGGAGUGAAACACCAGAUUCUCCAAACAUUUCUACUUGUAUUUGGAAAACAUUUUGUUGUUCCUAUGCUAGUUUAGCAGCAAUAGCCAGCAUUUCAAACCAGCUGCUGAAACUUGCAUGGUGUCUGUCACCACUCAGCUGCCCCAGGACCUGGAACAGUCUGAGCAGUGUGCCUCUCAUGUUGCUGGCUUACAAAUUUUUUAAGUCUUUUCUAGUAGCUAUGAAAAGGAGACUCUCAACCUUUCACCUGCUGUCUCUGGAAGGUGAGCCCAUUGGGAACAAGGGGAGGAUUCCCAUCAAAGAUAUGGAAAUGAAGGGGCCUUGUGUUGCAGCACAUGCCCUGUGAACCCAGACCCACAGGGUAGCCAAGGACAAACUGCAUAAAAUGGAAUGUCAGCAGCUGUUUGAGCUACACAAUAAAUGCCAAAAACUCAAAUGUG
Messenger RNA from Manis pentadactyla (Chinese pangolin), 4233 nucleotides. It is a transcript of the gene ARL10, whose product is annotated as ADP ribosylation factor like GTPase 10. Gene Ontology annotation, molecular function: GTP binding; GTPase activity. Bases 101 to 835 code for a protein of 244 amino acids. NCBI's taxonomy places the organism in Eukaryota, Metazoa, Chordata, Mammalia, Pholidota, Manidae. The record is from RefSeq and is a predicted model, not a curated record. The transcript has 4 exons.